CGUCGCAUACACUCCUUGCUAAUCACCCAGAUUCCAGUCAGUGUAUAUCGUCCCCAUCUUGCUGACUUUUCACUUCCCUCUGUGCGCGCGCGCGGUUGGGUAUGCUUUGUCAAGUGUGUCAUUGUGGCCAGUCCAGGCUUCCUGCGCGAACAGUUCUUUGAAUACCUCUUCCAAAUGGCUACUAAGGAAGAAAAACGGGUCUUUUUGGACAACAAGGGCAAGUUCAUGCUGGUACACUCUUCGUCAGGUCACAAGCAUGCUCUGAAGGAGGUUCUCAGCGAUCCGCUGGUGCUCAGCAAGAUAUCCAACACGAAGGCCGCUGCUGAGAUAACUGCCCUUAACGACUUCUACCAGAUGCUCAAAAUGGACUCUUCGAGGCUGCCCUCCCCACCCCUCUUGGUGACUGUUUAUUUUCUUCUCCUGAUCGCUUUCACUGUCGUCAUGGUGAAUUCUGAUAAAUGCGGCUACUGA
Messenger RNA from Dibothriocephalus latus, 471 nucleotides. The record is from the annotation of a GenBank genome assembly. Lineage: Eukaryota; Metazoa; Platyhelminthes; Cestoda; Diphyllobothriidea; Diphyllobothriidae.